Messenger RNA from Labrus bergylta (ballan wrasse), 14749 nucleotides. Lineage: Eukaryota; Metazoa; Chordata; Actinopteri; Labriformes; Labridae. The record is from RefSeq and is a predicted model, not a curated record.
GGAGGAGCCCCCAGACCUCCUUCCUCCCUGAGCGAGGAGGACGAUGGAGGAGGAGGAGGAGGGGGAGGAAGGGUGAAGAAGAAACGGAGGAAAAAGGACAAGAGAGAGCGAGGAGUGGAGGCGGGGGAGAGAGAGAGGGAGAGCAGCAAACCAAAGAAACGGAGAGAGGAGAAGGAGGCGACGACGGUCACUCUGAGGAGGGGCAAGGAGCCUAAGGAAGGGAAGGAGAGGAAGGAGAGAAGGACAAAAGUGAAGGAGGGGAGGAAGGAGAGCAGGACAGAGCUGAGGAAUGUGUCAGGGGGGAGAGCGGCGCCCGGCCCCGCUCAGGUGCCCGUUAAGGUACCCGGGAAACGAGGGAGGAAACCCAAAGUGAAAGUCCUCCCUCCUCUGCCGACGAAUCAAGCACCUCCUCCUCCUGCUCCUCCUCCGGGUCUCCACACUAAAGUCUCGGUCCAGCCCCACAAAAAGAACCAUGGCCCGGCCAACAGCAAGAGGCCAGCCCCCUCAGCGCCUAAACAGAGAGGCCGCAAACCCAGAGAUCCUGGCGCCGCGCCGGUGGAGAAGAAGAAGAAGGGGAAGAGGAGAAACGCGGAGCUGGCUGUCCAGGAGGGGGCGGAGAGUGACGACACUACCUCAAUGUCGACCCUCAACAUGGGAGGAGACGACAGCCAGGACCCCCUGGAUAACGCUAAGCGGCGUUCAGGACGUCAGGUGAAGCGGAGGAAGUAUAACGAGGAUUUGGACUUUAAGGUCGUGGACGAUGAUGGAGAGACCAUCGCAGUUCUUGGAGCCGGUCGAAUCUCAGCGCUCAACGCCACGGCUCUGGCGUGGCAGGCCGAGGAGCCUCCUGAAGACGAGGCCAACAUCAUCGAGAAGAUUCUGUCGGUGCGAACAGCAAAGAAAGAGACGUCUUCAGAGGAACAAGUCGAGGACAGAGAGGAGUUUUACGUCAAGUACAGAAAUUUUUCAUACCUUCACUGUAAAUGGGCGACUCUGGAGGAGCUGGAGAAAGAUCCCAGAAUCCACCAGAAGAUCAAACGCUUCAGGACCAAACAGGCUCAGAUGAAACACCUGUUCACCGAGCCUGACGAGGACAUAUUUAACCCGGACUACAUCGAGGUGGACCGGGUGCUGGAGGUGGCUGUUACCACGGAUACGGAGACCGGAGAGGAGGUGACGCACUACCUUGUGAAGUGGUGCAGUCUGUCCUACGAGGAGGCCACCUGGGAGCUGCAGGAGGACCUGGACCCCGAGAAGAUCAAGGAGUUUGAGGGGAUCCAGAAACUGCCGGCAGACCUCAGACACAUGGAGCGUCCUGUUCCAGACAAAUGGCAGAAGUUGGAUCACUCCAGAGAUUACAGGAAUGGAAACCAGCUCAGAGAAUACCAGUUAGAGGGGAUGAACUGGUUACUGUUCAACUGGUACAACAGGAAAAACUGCAUCCUGGCCGACGAGAUGGGUUUGGGAAAAACGAUCCAGUCCAUCACCUUCCUGUACGAGAUCUUCAGCAUGGGGAUCCGCGGGCCCUUCCUCAUCAUCGCCCCCCUGUCCACCAUCACCAACUGGGAGAGAGAGUUUCGUACGUGGACACACUUAAACGUCAUCGUGUAUCACGGCUCGCAGAUCAGCCGGCAGAUGAUCCUGCAGUACGAGAUGUUCUACAGAGACUCACAGGGGAACACUAUCCCGGGGGUGCUGAAGUUUCAUGGCGUGAUCACCACCUUCGAGAUGAUCAUGGCCGACUGUCCCGAGCUGAAGAAGCUGCACUGGCGCUGCGUGGUGAUUGACGAGGCUCAUCGCCUGAAAAACAGGAACUGCAAACUGCUGGAGGGACUCAAACUCAUGAACCUGGAACACAAGGUUCUGCUGACAGGGACUCCUCUGCAGAACUCGGUGGAGGAGCUGUUCAGUCUGCUGAACUUUCUGGAGCCGCUGCAGUUCCCUUCCGAGAGCUCCUUCCUGGAGGAGUUUGGAGACUUGAAAACGGAGGAGCAGGUAAAGAAGCUUCAGGCCAUCCUGAAGCCGAUGAUGUUGAGGAGACUGAAGGACGACGUGGAGAAAAACCUGGCGCCCAAAGAAGAAACCAUCAUAGAGGUGGAGCUGACGAACAUCCAGAAAAAAUAUUACCGAGCCAUCUUAGAGAAGAACUUCUCCUUCCUGUCGAAAGGAGCCAACCAGCACAACAUGCCCAACCUCAUCAACACCAUGAUGGAGCUCCGCAAGUGCUGCAACCACCCCUACCUGAUCACAGGAGCGGAAGAGAAGAUUCUGGAGAGCUUCAGGAAGUGCCAUAGUCCCGACGCUCUGGAUUUCCAGCUGCAGGCGAUGAUCCAGGCGGCGGGGAAACUGGUGCUGAUCGACAAGCUGCUGCCCAAACUGCUGGCGGGGGGACACAAAGUCCUCGUCUUCUCCCAGAUGGUCCGCUGCCUGGAUAUCCUGGAGGACUACCUCAUCCAGAGACGCUACACCUACGAGCGCAUUGACGGCCGUGUGCGGGGGAACAUGCGGCAGGCAGCCAUCGACAGGUUCUGUAAGCCGGAUUCGGACCGCUUUGUGUUCCUGCUGUGCACCAGAGCCGGAGGUUUGGGGAUCAACCUGACGGCUGCAGACACCUGCAUCAUCUUCGACUCGGACUGGAACCCUCAGAACGACCUGCAGGCCCAGGCCCGCUGUCACCGGAUUGGUCAGAGCAAAGCGGUGAAGGUGUACAGGCUGAUCACCAGGAACUCGUAUGAGAGGGAAAUGUUCGACAAAGCCAGCUUGAAGCUCGGGCUGGACAAAGCCGUCUUGCAGGACAUCAACCGCAAAGGAAGCCUCAACGGGGUUCAGCAGCUGUCCAAGCUGGAGUUGGAGGAUUUGUUGAAGAAAGGAGCGUACGGAGCUCUGAUGGAUGAGGAAGACGAGGGUUCCAAGUUCUGCGAGGAGGACAUCGAUCAGAUCCUGCAGAGACGCACUCAGACCAUCACCAUCCAGUCUGAAGGGAAAGGCUCCACGUUUGCCAAGGCCAGUUUUGUCUCCUCUGGGAACAGAACGGACAUUUCUCUGGACGACCCCAACUUCUGGCAGAAGUGGGCGAAGAUCGCGGAGGUGGAGAUCGACUCCAAAUCUGAGAAGGAGUCUCUGGUGAUCGACACGCCCCGGGUCAGGAAGCAGACUCGUCACUACAACUCGUUCGAGGACGACGAGCUGAUGGAGUUCUCGGAGCUGGACAGCGACUCGGAGGAACGGCCGUGUCGGACUCGGCGGCUUGGCGAGCGCAGCAGGCGGUACCUCCGAGCCGAGUGCUUCAGGGUGGAAAAGAACCUGCUGAUCUUUGGGUGGGGUCGGUGGAAGGACAUCCUGAACCACGGCCGCUUUAAAUGGCACCUUGCAGAGAGAGACAUGGAGGCGAUCUGUAGGGCUCUGCUGGUUUAUUGUCUGAAACACUACAAAGGAGACGACAAGAUCAAGAGCUUCAUCUGGGAUCUGAUCACACCCACCAAAGAGGGCCAGGACCAGGCGCUGCUCAACCACUCGGGUCUGUCGGCGCCGGUCCCUCGUGGCCGUAAGGGGAAGAAGCUGAAGAACCAGCAGAAUGUUCCCGAGCUGAAGAACGCCGACUGGCUGGUCCACUGUAACCCGGAGGUCGUUCUGCAGGACGAGAGCUACAAGAAACACCUGAAACAACACUGCAACAAGGUGCUGCUGAGGGUCAGGAUGCUGUACUACCUGAAGGUGGAGGUUUUAGGUGAAGCUGCUAAUCAGUCUAUGGAGGGAGUUCCUGCCAGUAAACUGGAGGUGUCACUCCCCGACAUCGACUACAUCGAGAUCCCGGCGUCGUGGUGGGACGCAGACGCCGACAAGUCUCUACUGAUCGGAGUCCACAAACACGGUUACGAGCGCUACAACGCCAUGCGAGCCGAUGCAGACCUGUGUUUCCUGGAGAGAGUGGGGAUGCCCGACGUCACCGCUCUGUCUGCUGAACAGGGAGGAGGGGAGGGGGCUGCAGACCUUGCAGACAGUGUUUGCAAACCGGAGGAGACGAAGGACGAAGCAGAGAGCAAAGCUGACGGAGGAGAGGACCGAGACGAGAGCAGCAAGGGAGAGGAAACCUGCUCGAGCACGGACACUUCAGACAAACCGGACAGCACAGGACCAGACUGCCAGAUAUCCGGCGACUUGUGCGCUCAGGAUGCCACACUGGUCACCACGACGACCACAGGAACUGGUACAGGUGUGGCGGCGCUCCAAGUGGUCCAGGCCCGCCCCCUCUGGCCCACUGGCCCCGCCCUGACGGCGCGUUUGCGGCGCCUGAUCACCGCCUACCAGCGCUUCACGCUGCGCCGCGAGCCGCUGCUCAGACACGACUUCCUGCUGCACGACGGCCUGGUCGGCAUGGGGAUGGGAGGAGGCGGAGCCGCACACAGUCAUCACGCGGGGGGGGCGCUGCCGUGGCAGCUCGGGGAGGAGCUGAGGAGGUGCACCGUGGUCGCCACCGAGCCCGACCCGCUGUUUCUGGAGUGGCAGAGAAGGUGGACUCGUCGGGAACAGGCAGACUUCUACCGCACCGUGUCGUCGUUCGGGGUGGUGUACGACCCGGAGAGGAAAAUCUUCGACUGGUCUCAGUUCCGAGCUCUGGCGCGACUGGAGAGGAAGACGGACGAGAGCUUGGAGAGAUACUUCAACUCCUUUGUGAACAUGUGCAGGACGGCCUGCAAACUGCCUCCAAGGAAGGAAGAAGGGUUGGUGGACCCCUCUGUGCUCGUGGAGCCUCUGACAGAAGAGAGAGCAGCGAGGACGUUGUACCGCAUCGAGCUGCUGCGGAAGAUCAGAGAGCAGGUUCUCCGUCACCCUCUGAUCUCGGCCCGCCUCCAGCUGUGCCGCCCCUCCCUCUACCUCCCCGUGUGGUGGGAGUCCGGCAAACACGACCGGGACCUUCUCAUCGGGGCUGCGCGCCACGGCCUGAGCCGCACCGACUUCUACAUCCUGAACGACCCCCAGCUGAGCUUCCUGGAGGCUCACAGGAACUACGUCAGGGGUCACCCCUCCCACCUCCACGCUCAGAGUCAUCAUCACCCCCACCACCCGGGGUUAACGACUCACCCCGGGAUCUCGUCCUCUUCCUCCUCUUCGUCUCACCCUCAGCUGUCUCACCCUCACUGCUGUCUCUACGACUCCAGUCUGAGUCAACACUCCCCUCAGCCCCCUGAAUACCCCCACCAGUCCUCCCACCACCACCAGCACCACCCAGUGCCUCCGUCUGCUCCCUCCCCGUCCUCCUCUCACCCUCACCUUCACCCUCCCCCGCCUGCCUCCCCCAGCCUGGGGAUAGUUCCUGGCUCUCGGGGAGAUUUCCUGGACUGCCCCCCUCUGGAUGAGACCCUGGAGCUCGGCGCUCUGCACCACGACGCCAUGUCUACGGACGGUUUGCACGGAGGGAAGACGGCCAAGGACGCCCUCAACGGCUUCCCGUUUAACUCUGCUGCGGGAGGGCAGAGCAUGCUCAACUCGUACGGAGUGGGCGGAGCCGACCUCGACUCCAAACUGAGGAGUGAUGUUCUCGUUGGAGAGCAGGGAUCGUCGGAGGAAACGGGGCUGAUGGCGCCGUCAGUGGAGCUCGAUCAGUUACAGGCUCCCUGGGACGGCACGGACCACUCGAGUCCAGCGCACCACAUGUUCAACGAGUCCGAUCCCAUCCUGGGUCCCUCCGCUCUGGAGCCCGGCUUCCUGGAGGAGGAGGACGAGGAGGCUCAGGGGGGAGACAGAGGAGGGGAGGAAGGAGGGACUCUGGAGGAGUGUCUGGGCCUCCCCCCCUCCUCCUCUCCCUCCCACCCGUCUGCAGGAGACUCGGUGGAGCCGCUGAGCUCCAGCUACAUGCUCUUCAAGGACAUCGGCGUGAGCGAGGAGCCCAGCGCGGAUCAGACCGACCUGUCAGCGAGCCCGCCUCCUCCCUACGUCCCUCCUCCUCCCCUCUCUCUGUCUGACAUCACCGCCCACGACCCGCAGGAUAGGCUGGGCCACUCUGAUGUCACUGAGAGUCUGACCAAUCCUGUGGAAGAGGAAGAGGACGGACAGGAUGCCAGCGCCGGGUUUGAGUUUGAAGACAAAGAGGAGGAAGAUGUGGAAGAGAAAAAAUACACGACUCAAAGUCUGGAGGGAGAGGAGGGGGAUGAAGAUCAAGGCGCUGACCGAAGUCUGGGAGUCUUAAGUCCCCAAAUGGUGGCACCACAGAUGGAUGGGAUGGAACCCGAGCCAAGCGUUGGAGAGCAGGACGAGAGGAUGGAGGUAUCAAAUCAACUCUCUCAAGACCUUCAGGAGAGCUUCAACCAAUCAGAGCGCAAAGAGGAGUGUCUGCAGGGCGUGCAAGCCUAUCUGGGAAAGCUGCAACAGGAGGGAAGCCUCGUUUGUCCCGAGUCGAUUGAAGAGCCCGGAGAGGAGGUGGAUGGGAUGAUUUUAUAUCAAACCGGGGAAGAAGACACUCUGGAAAACUCACCUGUCUCUGAAACACUGAUCGGGAAUCCACCUGGAGAGUUUGUGCAAGUGGAGGGGAAUUCCAGCGAUCUUGCAGAUCAAGUGGACGAGAUCUCAGAAGGCCAGAUGGACGGUGUUUCUCUUCUGAAUGUUCCCCUGUGCGAGGACACCAAACCCAAUGACAUGGAGCAUGAGAGCAUUUAUUCAGAAUAUGCAAAUCCUUCCUGUGCCUCUGCGUCAUCACCUGCAGCGGCGUCAAAGUCUGAGGAAGCCUCCUCACAGAUAGAUGGGAUCAAAACUGAGAUCUCCAUGGAUCAGGAGAACUAUGACUGCCCAGCUGACAACAAGGACAAUCUACUCCACCAAAGCCAAGGGAAAGUUUCCCCUGAUCUCUCUGACAGUGUUGACACAAAGCCUUCAGAUCUGAAGUUUCCUCUCUUGUCAGAUCAUGUCAGAGAGAAGAGACGUCAGGAGCUGGAGCUGCCGAUCAAGAGGGAAGAAACCAAGACGGAGACGUUUGACGACGUCUACCCCGACAGCUCCCAAGUCAAACAUGAACUUUCCUACGUUGUGAAGUCAGAGGACUUGGUGACCAAGUCUGAGCAGGUGGAGUUUACCGUCAAAGCAGAGACUCUGGAGUCCAAACCUGAAGACCUGAGCCUCCCCGUGAAGCCUGAGAGUGAGGACAGUAAACCUGAAGUCCUCCAGUUUGCAGCUUUCUCAGGAGUCAAACCCGAAAACAAACCUUUAGCUCUCGGGUUCACAGCUUUCUCAGACGGAUCCAAACUGAAGACAGAGACGAAGCCAGAGGGCCUGGAGUUCUCGACGUAUCCCGACAGCUCAGAGAUCAAACCCGAGGCCAAACCGGAGAGCUUGGAGUUCAGAGCCGGACCUGAGAUCAAAGCUGAGACCAAACAGGAGAUGCUGGAGGCCGACAGCACCGUCCUGACCCCGAAGCUCGAGCCUGUCGAUGGGCUGGUGGACGCCUCGGGGAGUCUGAUGGUGAAAGGACAGGUGAAGGAGGAGAGGCCGGCUACACCUGUGCCCGUGUCUGAGGGUUACGUCGGCAGCCCGAGGUUUGCCGCUCCGAUGUCCAUGUGUGAGAUUCCCGACAGCCUCCAUGACAGCAGGGAGCCAACCAUCGCUCAGCUGCUGCAGGAGAAAGCUCUCUACUCAUUCUCUGAGUGGCCGAAGGACCGCGUCAUCAUCAACCGCCUGGACAGCAUCUGUCACGCCAUCCUGAAGGGGAAGUGGCCGUCAUCGAGCGAGCAGUACGACUCCCCCGGCUCGCUCCCCGUUAACUCCUGCCUGGCUAACAGUCUGUCCCAGCAGCAGCAGCAGCAGCACCACCGAGCCAGUUUCCUGACCACCACGGCCUCCAGCUCCGUCCCGAGCCAGUCCAGGGUCCAGCAGGCCGGUCCUGGGCUCGGGUUCUCCAUCCCGCCCCCGCUGACCAGACUGCCUAAGUACAUGCAGCGGGGCGGGGCAUGUGGGCGCGGAGCUUGGCGCCUCACCUCCUUGCCUCUCUUACAGGAGAGGCUGGUGGCUCCGCCUUACCUCCCCGAGCUCAAGCGAGCGGGAGGGCGGAGGUUUGACUAUGAAGCUGCAGCAGCUGCGGCCGCCGCUAAAGUCCUGGCCGGGAAAUCGUUGUCGUCUACCGCUACCACCACCAGCUCCGGCGGGGCCGCUCCUGUGGUGGCCCCACCCUCUCACCGUACGGGAGCCAUGUUGAUAAACGGCUGGCAGGAAGCAGCCAUCGACCUGACCAAGUCGUCCGGAGAGAUCAGCACCACCAGCGGAGCGGGAGAGUCUGCGGCCUCACCAGGGGGGGGUCACAAGCUGCCGCCGCCACCCCCCAUUACCGCCCCGCUGACUGGCUCGGUGGGCAUUGACAUGGCGGGAAUCCUGCAGGCGGGGCUCAUCCACCCUGUGACGGGGCAGAUCAUCAACGGGAGCCUGAGAGGAGACGACUCCCUGAGGAGGAGGAGGGGCAGGAGGAGAAACGUGGAGGCUCUGUACUCUGAGUUCACCAAGAACAGAGGACUGCACCUCCCCGACACACAGGGCCGCGUGGAGGUGAUCAGCCACUCCUCCGUCUCCUCCUCCACCUCAUCUCCGUCCCCCUCGCCUUCAGACCGACCUGCAGGCCCCCCCACGCCGUCCUCCUCCUCUACGCCAACCCCUACCCAGACGCCUCCUCAGCCGGAGAUCGUGGCCAUCGACAGAGAGGCGGCGAGUAAAGGUCUGAUUGAGUGGUUGAGGCAGAAUCCAGGAUACAGCAUGGAGCUCCCUUCAUUCGCUCAUUCCGGAGCUGGUCUGUUACACGGCUUCGUGGAGCGCCCGAAGCAGAGGAGGCAUCGCUGUAAGGACCCCACCAAGCUGGACAUCAACACUCUGACGGGGGAGGAGAGAGUUCCUGUGGUGCACCGAGGCACCGGACGCAGGCUCGGAGGGGCGAUGGCGCCGGCCAUUAAGGAGCUCUCCAGGUGGCUUGAUGCAAACGCUGAGUAUUUUGUAGCUCCGGACUGGGCUGACGUGGUCAAACACUCUGGUUUCCUUCCUGAGGGGAUGUUCUCGCGGAUCCUGACAGAACCGGUCAACAGAGACCCCGGUUCUCGGCGUCGAGGCCGGCGACCUCGCAGCGAGAUGCCUAAGCCCCUCCUCUCCGUCUCAGACUCUGGCUCCUCUGGCCUGGGCCCGCCCCUCUUCAUGAACGGCGGUUUGAUCGGCAGCAUGGACUCGAUGGUGGCGAUGCAGAACCUCCGCGGCGGGAUGGGUAUUCCCAUCUCCGGGAUCAUGGCGGCCGGAUUCCCUCACGGUUUCUCUGCAGCCGUGCAGGCGGGAGGAGGCGCGGUGUCGUCAGAAGACACAAAGAACGGAUUGAGCAUGUUACCCAUGAUGCUUCACGGCAUCCCACACCCUCAUGGGGCUGCGAUCCCGCAGCACGCCUUGUUCAGCGUCAGUGCGAUGAUGGCACACGCACCGCCUCCUCCUCACCCGAGCUCCACCUCCUCCUCCUCUUCUUCUACAUUGUCUGCUGCAAAGGUUACCACGACAACCGCGCCGUCUACAUCUGAGGCAGCCAGUCCCUCGUCGACGACGCCUGCUGAGAGAGAGAGCGCCGCGUCCUCUGGCUCUGCUGGAGUAGAGAAGGAGCGGAGCCAGGACGAGAAAGGCGCGGCAGACACAAAAAAAAGGGCAGGAGGGGCGGAGUCAGCGGCCAUCAUCACCUCCACCAGCAGGGCGCAGUUUGGCGCUGCUCAUCUGGGCAGCGGUACUAGCAGCCAUCUUACCUUCAACCCGUUCCUGAUCCCUGGCAUGUCGCACGGCCUGCUGUACCCGCACAUGUUCCUCCCGCACGGGGGCAUCAUGGCGCUCCCCGCCAUGCCUCCUGGAGCGUUGGACGGCUCACCGGGGAGCCCCAAGAGGAGGAGGAAGAGAGGGCGCGAGGAGGGGGAGAGAGAGGAGGAGAGGGAGAAGGCCGAGAGAGAAAGUACAUUUAAAGCGAGUGUGUCCUCCUCGUCUCCCUCCCUCGCCUCCACCUCCGGUCUCUCCCUGGCUGAGGAGCCCGCCGCCGCCGGGCAGGGGCGUGCAGAGGAGGAGCCUGCAGAGCCCCAGGAACCAGACUCCCAUCAGCACCCUGAGGGAGCGGCGGCAGAGGAGAAGGAGGAGAGAACGGGGGACACAGAAGGGGAGGCACCGGAGGAGGAGGAGAAGCAGGACGCUGAGGAGCAAAGACAGGCGGGAGGAGAGGAGGUGUAGAAGAGGAGAAACUGCGCCCGCCUCCUCCUCCGCUGAGCAACCGUGUAAAGUUUGUGCCGUGUCUGUCAGUCAAUGUCCAUGUAAAGACUUUUACUAUGAUGAUGACUAAUAAUGAUGAUUAUAUUCGACUUGGUUUUGUUUAUAUACCAAGACCCAGCCCACUCCCCCACAAGCUCCGCCUCCUCCCCCUCCUCCUUGUAUACAAAAACAACUAGUGUAAGAAAUCUUCUGUGUAUUCUUCCCCUUCAUUCUGCAUCCAGACUGAGUCAUGAGUGACACUUUAUCAACACACGCACACACACACUGCAGGAGAAUAAAACAGCUGAGCGUUGGCGUGCAUAUUUCCCCGCUUAUGACCUCAAAGGGAUGGCGAUGAGCGUUGAGGUGGUCCUGAUAAUCUUAACGAGCACCUGUGUCUCUAUUCUCACUCCCAGCAUACUCCAUUGAGUUUUUUAUCUUGAAGAUGAACUCGAAGCUUAAACCAGCAUUCCCCGAUUGCGUGAAGCUCAAACUCCAUUUUCUUUUCCGAGGUCGGAGAUACGCUCGCUGUUUAGCGAAGCGGCUGCAUCGUGAAGCGUUUAGCGUUCAUGUGUCUGGCUCUGCCCUGCGCGUGUUACUGGAGGUCACCUCUAGAGGGCGCCCGUAGAGGUCAGGUUCUACAGACACCCGAGGAGGUGACUGUAAUGUUCAUUCGGGGAUCAGAACUAACUUGAUAUAAUAGUGAGGUCAGAUCAGCUCAGACUGACUCUUGCGUUUACUGAGUGACCGUCUGUCAGCGUUUCAGCAGCUGUAGGAAAAUAACUAAAACAACAGACGCACUCAGAUGAAAGUUCAGGGUAAGUUUUGAAGCUUUCCCCGUUGACUUCUAAAACAGAGCUGAACCGUCCCCGAGAUCUUCUGACCGACACAUCGCCAUCAUCACAGACUUUGUGUCUCAGCUUGUCGCUUUCUGUCGUCGUUGUCUCUGCUGCUGUCUAAGGCCCCGUGUCCACCUAGCGUUUUUACCUGAGCGACAGCAUCUUUUUUUUUCCAUUGUUUUCAACGAGCAGAGAGUGUUCACAGCGGAAAGCGGCCACCCUGAGAAAAAGCGUCCAUGGGCUUUUUUUCUGAGCACUUCCCCCUUUUCUGUUAGACUUUUCAGAAAGGCGCUGUUGACGUCACCAGGCGCUCUUUUCCAAAUGUUCCCCGUAUUUUAGUCUCCUGCAGAUCGGGUCUUGUACCCUCAUCCUCCUCGCUCAGUGUCUGAUCAGGAAAUAAACAAUCUGAAAUAUAAAACAUGUAGUAAAAAGUAACGGAGCAGUGUCGGCCAUACAGCGACCGUUGUCAACAGACUGUUGUCAUGGAGACAGGACGGAUGUGCAGCGCUUUUCUGCCCAGACGAAACGCCAGGUGGCCACAGGGCCUUAAUUCUGUCACAUCUGCCUCUACACUGCCCUCUGCUGUUCAUGUGCAUACUGCUGCUUGCGACCACUUGGUGUUCAUUUUUUUGAGGUUUGCACAGCCGAGGCUCCGAACAUGACCGCAGAGGAACAGGAGGCAGGCGUAACGCUCAUAACGUGAAUGAGCGGUUAAAAGCAAGAAUAUCUCCGACCUCGAGGUUAUAAACACAUCCACAACAUACAAAGAUAACAGACAUCAGCCCCUGAUACAACCUUUAUUUAAGAGAUGUUUUUUAUUUUAGUUUUUCUAUUCAAAGACGGAAAAAUUCGUGAUUAAACUGGAAGGUCAAAGGUCACACGACAGGUCAAUUCAUCGUCGUUUUUCAGAUCGUCUGUCUGCAUGCCCCAGCUCCACCACGUUUUAGAUACUUAGCAUAAAUAUAUUUUUGAACUUGACCUCGAUUAUUAACGCUACACCAGCUUCUUCACUCUUCAGACAGGAAGAGGAAACACUGAGAACAAGAACUCCACCUUCUUGUUUGCUUUCAUCGAUAAACAAGCAGAGAACAAUCAUGAGAUUCAUUUCUUUUAUUCUUUUCAUCAUGUCGAGAUUUUUUUUUAACAACUCAAAACACAAAGUCACUUUGAGAGGAAAUCAAGGAAAAAGGAACUGUAAAAUUAAGAGCACCUUCAGGCCACCAGGGGGCGGUAGGAGGCAGAUGAGAUUGUAUUAUGCCUUGCAACCAGUGAGGCGGCGAGAUGGAGGGAGACGAGAGGAGGGGAGGGAGGAGGAGGAUUUUCUUUCUGUUCUGGUUUUAUCCGACUCCCACAUGUGACGUAUUAGAGCUGCAGAACGGAUCCACUCAUGACCUGUAGCAUCAUCUCAUCGGUCGACCCCCUCACCUUUUUUUUCCAUCCUGUGCAUCGUCUGUCCAGAGAAAGGGAAUCAUUUGUUGUUCAGGAAUGAAGAACAGAUCAAAAAACAGGACGAGGAGGGAUGCACGGCUGUGAGAAGCAUCGCUCUUUGUUUUCUUCGGUUGAGUUUUAAAGCAGUUCAUACUAAGAGUUUCUAAAUAUGUAAAUCUAUCGCUGUAUAUUGCUGUUUUUCUUUUUGUUUUUUUCUUUCACCUUUUUGUUUCUGCAUUGGGAAAAAAAUACUUGACAGAAGCGAUGUUUGGCGUUGCGGUUAGUCCCGGUGUUUUCUGACUGUACUGUACAUGAAAUGAUGCAAAGUGUCUGCAGAACAGGGUGUGUAUUUAGAGGCGUUUAUGUCACAUGUUGGAAUUCACUUUGGUUUCGUUUUCAUACCUGAAAACGAUUUUUUGCACAGUGUCUUUUUGUGAACCUGUUCCCGUAGAGUCCUGUGUUUCCUUCAGAGUGUGAGAGAGUGUGUGUGUGUGAGGUCACAAGAGAGAGAGUGUGUCUGUGUGCAUGCAUGCGCACACGUUUUUGAUGUCUUCUCCCGUCUCGUCCCGACAGGUCACAUUUCUUGUUGAGAAAAAAAAAAACAUAGUUGUUGCCUUGUCACAAGUUUGUGGCUCCAUAUAAUUUAUUCUACUUUUUUCCUUUUGCUUUGCCAAACUCUCACCAAAUAUGACAUUCAUUCUUUUUUUUAGUUUCAUGACGUAUUAUUCAACGUAAAAUGCCUUAUUUAGCGAGUAUUUGUUUUUGUAUAGCCAUUCUGUUAGAUCUCCAUAUAUGAACAUGUUAUUGUUACUGUGUUUGUUUGUAUGCGUACACGGCCUUGGCCAUGUGCAUUAUCUUCAUUAUCUUCACAUCAGUGCGAAGGUACCACGGUCUCCAAAUCACUACGUUAAUUCCCAAACAAUCAGUCAUCCCUGAAAGCACAAACGGAGAGUUAACAAAACGUUUCUAACCAGUGCCUCUAAAACGACCUUUCAUAGUUUCUCUCUUCUCUCUGUGGGCGUCACUUGUGCACUAUGUGGACGCCAUGCUUCGAUAGUUUCGUCAUCCCCCGGUUUAGGGGGGGCAGGACGAUGAACAUUUGGAAAUGUCACUCCGAUAUGCAGACGAUACCAUGCUGUUUGUUAAGGGGGAAUUCUGGAUUCUCUCCAACCCGAGUCGUGGAUCAUUUUACACUCAAAUCCAUUGUAGAGGUUCAGAAAAGAUGAGCAAGAUGUCACCCGGAAAAGAAGCGUGAUCCUCCUAGUGUUGGAGUACUCUAAAUUGGUCUUGGUCUCGAUACCACUUUUUGAAGGUCUUGGUUUCAUCUCGGAAUCGAAAAUUUCGGCCUUGUCUCAGUCUCAGAUUGGACGGACUCUAGAUUUUAAGUCAAGACCACCACUGACCACGUCGUUAAUGUAAUUAGAAGCAAAACUCAGAGCACAGGUUGACUAAUGGAAGUUCCGGGGUUGUCCAUUUUGUAACGGGCUGAGCAAUGAAAGUGACAUAAGAGGAAAAGCUAAGUGCUAAAAUUAGCGAACUCUUCACAAGACCUUUGUAGGGCAAAAUCGGUAAAGAGGCGAUGUACUUGCAUGAAGCGGUUAAUGGCGUCUCCAGCGGUUAGGCGUACUGUACUUGAGUGCCGCCGUGAGUCGUUCUGAUUCUCUACAAUGGAGACGAGUCGUAAAAAUUUUCGGACUUUAGAAACACAGUUUGUUAAACGCCAGAGUUUCCUGUCAAGAAUUGCUGUUGAAUCCCGCACCGCACUCAUUCUGCACGAGGCCUUCUGUUCGCCAUCCAGCACCGCGUCGAGGAAAAUAAUGCGCGCACAGUUUGUCUCCUUCAAAUAGUCGACCGUCUUUGUGUUUUCCUAAAUCAGCAGCCUGUCGUUUUGUUCCACGGCGGAGGAAUCGCUUCAAUCCCACAUCGCUCUCUCUGUUACGGACUCGAUCUGGUGAGAAAACCUGAAAGGAAGUCGUGCAGGUUUCAGUGUGCGAGGAGACUGGAGGCUCUGUGUACACGUCACGCCAUGCCUUCUCUAACAGUGUUCUGUCUGCUCAUGUCACCUCAACAUGUUGUAAACGUUUGAUCUCUGCUCAUGAAUGAUGUAUUUAUUGUAUAGUUCUUGUCUUUACAUGACUGACUUUUGUUACUCUUGAAAGUCUCCUGAAAGCAUUUUUUGGUUCACAUGGAAGUUAAACUCUGCUUUUCUUUGUCACUUUUUAACCUGCUAUAUAAAGAUGUUUUUAAAAGUC